This is a messenger RNA of Mugil cephalus (flathead mullet), 715 nucleotides long. RefSeq names its product Fc receptor-like A. The record is from RefSeq and is a predicted model, not a curated record. The transcript is spliced from 3 exons. Lineage: Eukaryota; Metazoa; Chordata; Actinopteri; Mugiliformes; Mugilidae. The coding region runs from base 192 to 692 and encodes 166 amino acids.
AUCAGACAAUGGAGUUUACUGGUGUGAGUCCAGAGAGGGAGCAACCAGUAACAGCAUCAACCUCACUGUCUCUGGUAAGCUCAGACUGUGGAGUUAGUAUUGAUGAAGCUGUGUGGAAAUGGAUGAAAUGCUGUAGUUUGUCUCUGUGUUGAGGUGGACCAGUGAUCCUGCAGAGUCCUGUCCUCCCUGUGAUGGAAGGAGAUGACGUCACUCUGCUCUGUAAAACAAAGACCACUCCCUCCAUCCUCUCAGCUGCUUUCUAUAAAGAUGGCUCCUUGAUCAGGGCUGAGUCUACAGGUCACAUGACCAUCCACCAUGUUACCAGGUCUGAUGAAGGCCUCUACAAGUGUAACAUCAUCAGUCAUGGAGAGUCUCCAUCCAGCUGGAUCACUGUCACAGAGAAACCUACAACCACAGCUCCUCCCACAUCUAUGUCCCCACCUACCAUCACUACUGAGGCCACACCCCCUCCACCAUCCUCCCUCCACCUUGUCCUCAGACUGGUCUGCCACCUGGUGGUGUUCUGUCCAUACUUCAUCUCCACUCUCCUCAUGGUGUCUUUAUGUCGACACAGACCAACAGGAAGUGAACUCUCAGUCUCCAUGGUGAUGGCUCCACUCUCCCCAGCUGGGCAGGGAUUGGAUGAUGAGUAUUACAACAUCAAUGUUUUCACCACAGAGCAUCACUUCUGAAGAGUCUCUGACAAAUAUUGACC